GUUGGAUGAAAAUUGGAAAUCACUGACAAAUGCUCUUGCUGGUCUUUUUUGUGCUUCCUUAAAUUUUAUUGAUGAUACAAUUACAGUUCAGCCUAAAUUAUCGUUUCGACCGGAAGGUCCGUUCAAUGCAACUGAAUUAGUAGAGAGGGCAGAGUUAAGAUAUGGCUCUCUGCCUCAUGAAAAUGUUUGUACCGAGAACUUGACGCCUUGGAUUAAGCUUCUUCCAUGCAAAUCUACAAAACCUGAUUGUAAGAGUCAACAGUUAGAGAUCAUUCAAACCGUAUCAACAGUUAUAGAUCCAGUUCGUAAUUCGGGAAAAAGAGAUUGGUCAUUAAGCAAGGUCUUUGGUCGUCAACUUUCACAGGCAUGUCCGUUAGCGGAAAAGAGCGAUCUUAAAAUAAUAUUGCCAGAAGACGGUGAUUACGAAAUAAUUCCAUAUGCUGAUGAUAUUAAAAGAAAUAAGGAUGAUACCAAUAGUGGUACUGAGAAGAAGAUCGCAAUAUAUGAUCUUAAGAAAAUUGAACCAAAUACAGAACUUUCAAUGAAAUGGAAUGAAGAUACAUUUGAAUAUAGCUAUGGUCAAGAAAGAGGUGGAAUAAAAGUUAAUAUAUUUAAUAAAAGCCCAAAUUCUUCCAUACAUAUAAUAUAUUAUGAUGUUAUACCUUGGUAUUUGAAGUUAUAUCUGCAUACACUCAAGGUGCAAAUAAAUGGAAAGAAUACAAAAUUUGACGCAGCGGUGGACAGGUCUCGACCAAAUGUUAUUGAAGCUGAGAUGUUAUUACCGCCAAACUCAUUAACAACAUUAUCAAUAAAUUUUGAUAAAGUAUUUUUAAAAUAUACUGAACACCCACCAGAUGCUAAUAGAGGAUUCGAUAUUGGAAGCGGAAUCGUUUCUACUGGAGAGAUCGUUGAUGAUUUUUUUGAGCUCGAAACAAAAAAACCACUAGUGGAAUAUAUACAUUUUCCAAUUCGUAUAUAUACAGAAACAUUAUUAGUUAGUUUACCAACACCAGAUUUUAGUAUGCCAUAUAAUGUUAUAACUUUAACAUGUACAGUUAUUGCAUUGUUUUUUGGAAGUAUGUUUAAUCUGAUGACUAGAAGUUUUGUGGCAUUCAUUGAUCAUGGAAAGGAAAAAGAUGUGCAGAAAGAAGAGAAUAAGGAU
Scutellospora calospora is the source of this 1162-nucleotide messenger RNA. The record is from the annotation of a GenBank genome assembly. NCBI's taxonomy places the organism in Eukaryota, Fungi, Glomeromycota, Glomeromycetes, Diversisporales, Gigasporaceae.